Messenger RNA from Thrips palmi, 1273 nucleotides. It is a transcript of the gene Dus4, whose product is annotated as tRNA-dihydrouridine(20a/20b) synthase [NAD(P)+]-like. Gene Ontology annotation, biological process: tRNA processing. Gene Ontology annotation, molecular function: flavin adenine dinucleotide binding; tRNA dihydrouridine synthase activity. The transcript has 6 exons. Bases 129 to 1208 code for a protein of 359 amino acids. The record is from RefSeq and is a predicted model, not a curated record. NCBI's taxonomy places the organism in Eukaryota, Metazoa, Arthropoda, Insecta, Thysanoptera, Thripidae.
CUCGCCCCCUCCCCCAUGCUGCUCCGCCUUCCGACCCACGUAGCAUUGCUCACCCAUGCCGUUUUGUUUACUAUACAUAAACGUGUUUUGAUUUCAUAUUUCUUAUUGUCAAACCAUAGAACUGAAUUAUGGUAAACGUUGAUAUUUCAGAGCUUUUUCGAGAAAAGGACUUUCUGAAAAUAUGUGCUCCAAUGGUCAGAUACAGCAAGUUGCCGUUUCGUGUUUUGGCUAGACGUUAUGGAUGUGACUUGUGCUAUACUCCUAUGAUUAUGGCAGAUUCGUUUGUUCAAUCUGCCAAAGCGAGAAGUAAUGAGUUUACAACUUGUACAGAUGACGAACCUUUGAUAGUUCAGUUUGCUGCUCAUACAGUUGCGGACUUUGUGAAUGCAGCUGAAAUUGUUUCUCCACUGUGUGAUGGUGUGGACCUCAAUUGUGGAUGCCCACAACGCUGGGCCAUGAAAGAGGGGUAUGGUGCUCACCUUCUGACCAAGCCAGAACUGAUACGGGACAUGGUUCUUCAAGUUCGCAAUCGAGUCUCUGAAAGAUUUGCUGUAUCAGUAAAAAUACGUCUUCUUGAUGAGGACAGGAAAACCAUUGAGUUGGCUCGAUCUUUGGAGGCUGCUGGUGUCACAUUCUUAACUUUGCAUGCACGGACUACACAAGAAAGGCACUCACCAAUUCAUGAAGACUCUUUACGAGAGGUUUGUCAGAGUCUCCAUGUUCCACUGGUAGCUAAUGGUGAUGUAAAAUCAUUGCAAGGUGCCACUAGAUUAUACAUGGAAACAGGUUGUAAAGGUAUGAUGGCUGCUCGGGGCAUGUUGGAAAACCCUGCAAUGUUUCUAGGGAAUUCCUCUACUCCUCUGGCUUGUAUUCAAGACUGGGUCAACAUCUCUUUAGAUUUAGGAGCAAUCUUCAACUGUUUCCAUCAUCAUUUGGUCUUUAUGAUGGAGCAUAUUCUUCCUAAGGAUGGACGAAGAGUAUUCAAUUGCCUUAAGACUAAAACUGACGUGCUGGACUUUUUGCGAGAAAAUUAUAAUAUAACUUACAUCCCUGGAGAAAGUGGUUUAAGUGCUGAAAGUGAUGUGAUCACCUGCAAUGAAAGUAGUGACCGAGAAAAUAAUUCAACAGGCUCCUUUUUUACAUCAUCUAUUCAGAAGUAUGAAGUUCAAGAUGAUGUUCUUGAUAGUUUGGGCGGAUUAUAUGACUAAAAGAAAAUAUAUUCUUAAUUUUGCUUUUUAAGUAAUAAUAAAAAUUUAUCUGAACAUCUGCUUAA